UAGUAAGCGAACGCGAACGCGAACUCUCGGUGGCCUGUGCCCACGAGGUCUCCCCUCGUGCGAUACUUCGGUAUAAAAGCAAAGCAACCUCUUUUGGAUGUAACACACGAGGUUCGAUCGACGCUCAUCCUGGCGUCCUCUCCAACCGUGAAUCGGCUACGACACAUCACCGCGCGAUCGUAUCAAGGAUAAUACAGCAACUUUUUCGCCUUCUUCGAUUCGAACUUUUUUGUAGACGCACGGUGGUGAUUCUUUCUCUCUUUCUCUUUCUUUUUUUUCUUUAUUACCUUGUACGUUUCGAUCGACACUCGAGGAACAUGAGCAAGUACUUUGUGACCAUUUUGUGGCUACUUCCGGUGCUGGCCGCAGCCCUGCCAGCAAAUGACAAACCUGGAAACGAAAACGACCUAAUGGCGACCAUCUACAGCGACUGUCUGAAGAAGGAGUCGAUCAAUUGCAUCAAAUACAAAGUAUUUUCGUACGUGGACAAGAUGCUCGUUGAUAAGGAGGAUAUCACGCUCACGGACGGCAUCACUGUGGUUAAGACGUCGAACGCCGAGGAAGGUGCACCUAGAUCAAUCGAGUCUAGCGAUUUGGAUACCCUUUUAUUCGACCGUCUGGGCAGGUUCUUAAGGACGCACUCUGUCAAAGUCGAUCUCAAGGGAACCGAUAUCCUUGGCGCCAUUGAGUCUGCCGGUCGAAGUUUCGAGGACUUUACCGACAAUGCUGUUGAAAGUCGUGGCAAGAAGAAGAAGGCACAAAAGAUCCUUGGUCCGUUACUGAUGGCCCUGGCCCUGAAGGCAGCAGCCCUGUUGCCCUUGGCUCUCGGUGCGAUCGCCGCCAUUGCUGGUAAAGCUCUUCUGGUCGGCAAAAUCGCCCUUGUAAUUUCCGCCAUCAUUGGGUUGAAGAAGCUGCUCAGCUCUAGCGGAGGAAAGCACGUGACAUACGAAGUUGUGUCGCAUCCUCAUCACAGCAGUAGCCACAUUGUCAGCCACGAUGACGGCCAUGGUGGUGGUUACGGUGGCGGUGGCGCUGAUUAUGGCGGUGGUUAUUCUGGAAGCAGUGGCCACGGCUGGGCCAGGAGUUUACCUCAAGAUGCUCACGAGUUGGCUUAUCGCGCUCAUCAACCUCAAUCACAAGCAUGA
Bombus huntii is the source of this 1145-nucleotide messenger RNA. RefSeq lists its product as uncharacterized. The transcript is spliced from 3 exons. Lineage: Eukaryota; Metazoa; Arthropoda; Insecta; Hymenoptera; Apidae. The coding region runs from base 318 to 1145 and encodes 275 amino acids. The record is from RefSeq and is a predicted model, not a curated record.